This is a messenger RNA of Saccharomyces eubayanus, 225 nucleotides long. RefSeq names its product Dpi8p (gene DPI8). The transcript has a single exon. The coding region runs from base 1 to 225 and encodes 74 amino acids. The record is from RefSeq and is a predicted model, not a curated record. NCBI's taxonomy places the organism in Eukaryota, Fungi, Ascomycota, Saccharomycetes, Saccharomycetales, Saccharomycetaceae.
AUGAUCGCUCAAAGUACCAGAUUAGCCGCCGCCGCCUCCGCCUCCGUUGCCUCCGCAAGCGUCUCGAGAAUAGCCGCCGGCGCCAUUGCCAGCGCCGUUUUCAAGAGAUCUCCGGGCAACUCGUUCACGUCGUUCAAAGAGUACAGAGAGAAUGCCAAGACGUACGGACCCUUAAGCGCCUCGUUGGCCACCAGAAGACACUUGGCUCAUGCUCCCAAGUUGUAG